Molecule: messenger RNA, 4912 nt
Organism: Python bivittatus (Burmese python)
Lineage: Eukaryota; Metazoa; Chordata; Lepidosauria; Squamata; Pythonidae
Gene: CAST
Product: calpastatin
Cellular component (GO): cytoplasm
Molecular function (GO): calcium-dependent cysteine-type endopeptidase inhibitor activity
Source: RefSeq, a predicted model, not a curated record
ACUGUGCUACAGCUGCCUGACUUUGGCACGGGGUCCGUCGGAAAAGCUGUUUCGUAGCUCCCCGCCGGAUCCUGCUCCUCUCCUCUCUUCCUUGUCCUGGAGUUACUGCCGAGUCCCGCCAACACGCCGCGAGGGGAAAAAGGCCUGCGAGGAGCGAAAGCGCCUCCUCAGCUGUCAUGUCGCAGCCAACGAAAGGCAAAAAACACCCCGCCAAGGGCGCCAGAGAGCAUGGUGAUAAAAAGGCAAGUGGAGCAUCAAGAGAGAAGAAAGGAGCAGAAGCAACUGAGAAGAGACCCGUAAAUACUAGCAAUACUGAAUCUCCCAAAACCCAGACCAGUGGAGUUUCUUCAGUCAGUAAGGCCCAGACUUCUGUUGCAUCAAAGACACCAACUAUGAAACCUGCUGAAACAAAGGCUUCCUCAAGCCAACAACAGACUCGUGGAGCGGAAUCCCAGAAAAGGAAAAGAAACAAAAAGAAGGCAACACAAAAAGCAAAGACAGAAGCUGAAAAAGCACUACAGGACAAAAAGCCAGAUGAAUCUCAGCCUAGCUGUCCAGUUGAAGGGAAGCAGAGAGAUCCUGGAGAGGCAAAAAGUCCAAGCAAACAUUCUUUAGGGAAGGACCCUAAGGAACCAAGUUCUGGAAAAGAAGCUUCUGGUCCGAGUGCUAAGUCAACAGAGUUUGCAUCAACUGAAGAAGCAAAAGCUAAAACUGACGACAAACCAUUGGCUUCUAAGGCAGCUGUUGACACAGCUGGAACAGUUACAGCUGCUGGCUUGACUGCUGCAUCUGCGGAGACGAAAGAAAAUAAACUGGCACCUCUAACUCCCGCUACUGCAGACACUAAACCAGCAGAAAAGUCUGAUUUAGAUACUGCCUUAGAUGAUUUAAUAGAUACACUUGGAAGUCCUGAAGAAAAUGAACCACCUGCUCCUGCAUAUACUGGACCGGAAGUUUCGGACCCAAUGUCGUCCUUGAAUAUUGAAGAGUUGGGCAAAUGGGAGAGCACAAUUCCUCCGGAAUACAGAAAAUUAUUGGAGAGUAAAGGUGAUGGUAAAAUAGCUUCUCCAUCAGUUGCAGUGGGAGAAUCUCAGCCAACAAUGACAGAUGAUGACCUAGCAGAUGUUCUGUCAUCUGAUUUUACAUGCAGUGCUGUUCCAUCUGCUGGAGAAAAGGAAGUCAGGCCAAAAGAGCCUGCAGCAAAAGAUGAGCUUUUACAAGCCCAUUCCACAACAACGGUCAGGAGUUCAGCUCCUCCCAAAGAGAAGAAACCAAAAUUAGAAGAGGUGAAAAUUAGUGAUAGUGCCCUGGAUGCUCUUGUGGAUACACUUGGUAUGCCAGAACCUGAACCCGAAGAAGAUAUUAGUUCCAUCAUUGAAGUUGAAGAGCCAAAAGCCAUAGAAAGGAAAGAAAAGAAACCUGGUGAACAUGAUGACACAAUUCCUCCUGAAUACAGAUUAAAACCAACCUUGGACAAAGAUGGGAAGCCCUUGUUGCCAACACCUGAAGAGAAACCAAAGCCAAUUAGUGAGAUUGAGCUCGUUGAUGAAUUUUCAAAAGACUUUGUCUGUCCUACUUCUUCCACAGAAAAAUCAAAACCAGCUAAACUUGUUGAUACAUCUAAGAAACCUGUAGUGGAUGAGCCCCCCAAAGCUCCCAAAGAAAAAGUAGCCGCGUCUCCUGUAGCUCUUCCUGUGCAGUCUUUGGCUUCAUCAGAAGCUCCAACAAAGCCUGAACCAGCUAAGCCCCAGAAGACAUCUGCAGAAGAAGUUGUCUCAGCUGCAACUAUUACUUCUGUGAAAUCUUCAGCUCCUACAGUUGUUCCUCCAGGUACACAUGCAGCUGAUGAAGCACUGGAUGCCUUAUCUGGAAGUCUGGGAAAAAGAGAGCCUGCUCCAGAAGAAAAGAAACCUGCUGUGGAUAAAGUGAAAGAAAAAACAAAAAAAGAGAAGCGUGAGAAACUUGGGGAAGAUGAGGAAACCAUACCUCCUGAUUACAGAUUAACUGAAGUAAAGGAUAAAGACGGGAAACCACUUUUGCCAAAACCUGAAGAAAAGCCUCAGGCCCUGAGUGAAAGUGAACUUCUUGAUGCUUUGUCUGAAGGGUUUUCUUGUUCUGCAGCAACAGCAACAGCAGCAGCAGCAGAAGCACCUGCGAAAUCUACAGGUGCUAGCAAGUCGGCUAUUGUCCCUACAGAAGAGGUUAUUUCUUCUGCUGCUGCUUCUGCUGUGCGUUCAUCUGUUCCUACACAAGCGGUCAUCCCAGGUAGGAAGGAACUUGAUGCUGCUGCAGAUCUGCUUGCAGACUCACUGGGACAAAGACAGCCUGACCCAGAGGAAAACAAACCAGUUUUGGAUAAAAUAAAGGAAAAAGUCAGAUCUGAGCAUAGAGACAAACUUGGAGAAAGAGAUGAUACAAUCCCACCUGAAUAUAGGCAUCUUCUGGACUCGGAUGAGAAGGGUAAGCCAACAGAGAAAGAUGGUGAGAAACUCAAAGAACAAACGAAGCCAGACAGUGAUACAGCAGCCAUAGAUGCCCUCUCAGGGGACUUUGACCAUUGUGGUAAACCUGUAGUUUCACAGCCAUCUUCAACAAAGGAGGACAAAUCAAAAGGUGCUGCCUCAUCUAAACCAUCUAAGAAGGAGGAAAAGAAAUCCAAGACCCCCAAGAAAGCAAAGGAGCAGUCUUCCAGUGCAAAAUCUGAGAAACAAAAAAAAAGUUAAAUGUCACAGGGAUCCAUUGCUGUACACUUGAAGUACCAGAUGUGUAACCUACAGGAUGCAUCAGCCCCUUUUUGCGGUCCCUGGAGGCCUUUCCUGCAAAUAUCAGCACCAAAAUAGAGGCCCACUUUUUCCAUGUUUCUUACAAAUAAGAAGUAAAAUCAGGUCAUUCAUAAAAUAAACAAACUUGCUCUCUCUGGUGAUAAUGCAUCACUGCCAUAAUCCUUAAAGUUGGAAAAAAAUCAUUAAAAAAACAUAUUGCCCCUGCCCCCAUUGUUGGCUAUACCCGAGCUAAUUUUUUUUUACAGGCCUCUGCCUAAUUUUGAAGCAUAUUGCAAGAGAUCAGUUCAGAACUACAGUAAGAUCUGUUUCCCAGCUCCUUGGGAAGAAUGAGAGAAUGAGUGUGCCCGUUAGCACCAUCCAGCCCUUGCUUAAGCCCCAUCUGGCUCCCCGAGAGAUAACUUUUGAUUAAAAAAAAAAAGUUGUCUGCUGGCCUUUUUAAUGAAACACUAGUUUUUACUCUUGGGAGCAAAGGAAAUUUGAUUACAGCAAGAAAAUGAUGUUCAGUAAGAGGAUUCUAUUUACAUGAAGCUUCAUAGAUGUAAUGUUAUGAUGUUCUUAUAUCCUGUAUUUUUAUGUUUUUUUGUACUGAGUCACAAAGUUGAGAUGAAUGGCUCUAUACAUUCUAUAAAUAAAUAACAUUGGUUAGCUUAGGUCAACCCUGUUUGUCCUGCUAAUCUGGAUACUUUAGUUUUCUAUUUUAAAAUUUCUGCCUCAGCUGCUGAAUUUUAUGACACACUUCCUUUUAAGAAUAUAUUUUUAUCUUUUCAGAAUGUUUAUCACCAGUGCAAAAAGUCUUUAUUUUGAUGGACAGCUGCAUUUGAACCAAAGCAGUUUCACAUAAAGAUAGUAUCUUGGAUAUUUUGUGGUAUUGGGCUAUUUUGGCAUGCAAGACAUUUAUUUUGCUAUUUUCAAGGAUGAACUCACAUUUCCUAGACACUUACUUUACUGUUUUUAUUACUGUCAUUUUCUUAAGUUUUGAGAAGAAAAUAAUGCUUUAUAUUUGUAAGAAAUAUAUUUCUUAUGGAUUUAAUGGCAGUGAAAAAUGCAAAAUUUUGCACAUAAUCUACCCACAGUGCCUGUAGAUCUCGGUAAAGUUCAGUGAAUCUAUGCUAGUUUGUUAGAAAAAGGAAUGCUUUAAAUAUGCAUUUUGGUUACCUGCUUAUGUAGGCCAAUUGCCUAUGAGUACUUCUGCUGGAGAAUACUUAGGGAAAAAUGCGUAAAUAGUUAUUAAGUUUUCAAAGUUGGAGCAGAAUAGAAGCUACUAUUUUGCAGCCCUGGCUUCUUAUAAAAUAAUGAACAGUGCCAUCCUUCUAAAACUUGCAUCCUUAUAUGAUGUAUUUGUGCUACUUGUCAGUGGCUUCCUGGAAGGAUAUAAUAUUGCAUCCAAACUCAUAGAGAAAGAUAACUGAUACUUCUCCCCACCCCCACCCCUUGAAAGCUGUUCUGUAGCAUCUGCUUUAUUCUGAGCAAUAAGCACCUAAGAGUUGAAUAUGUAGGAUGGCAUAGUACUCAUCCUAGGAAUUGAGAACAUGCAAAGAAUCCUUGUCCUAGAACAUAGUAUCUCAAACUUGGCAACUUUUAAGAUGUGUGAACUUCAACUCCCAGAACUCCCCAGCGAGCCAUUCUGGGAGAUGAAGUCCACACAUCUUAAAGUUGCCAAGUUUGAGAAAUGCUGUCCUAGUGUAUACAUAUAUGGCACAGCUGAUUUGGGUAUAGUUCUUAAUCAGAUUUCAGUGCUUUCUUUUCUUUUAGUAUUCCAUGCAGGGUAUGUGAGAGAUAUAGUUCCAGUUCCAGAUUAAGAUAUGGUUUGAAAUCUCUCUAUUGACUUGCAUGUUAGAAUGUUCACACCUGUUCCUAGGUAGCUGUGACUAUAAACUUAACCAACAUUAGGUGCCUCAGGAAUGUUAUCUGUGUGAUCCCUUUUCACCUGCAUGGGAAUUAAAAGAGCAUGGGUGUUUUCUACCAUAGCGUUUACUUUUUUCAAAUGGAUUCAAUAAGAGAUUUCUACGUGGAUUCCAUCUUUCAUACUGAAGACAUUGAGACUGUCCUUGAUAAUAUGUAAUGUCAAUACUGAACUGUAUUUGACAUUUUAUUGUGGCACACUAAUAAACAUUUUAUGUAUUACUUUA